This is a messenger RNA of Cladophialophora carrionii CBS 160.54, 450 nucleotides long. RefSeq lists its product as uncharacterized. The transcript has 2 exons. Bases 1 to 450 code for a protein of 149 amino acids. NCBI's taxonomy places the organism in Eukaryota, Fungi, Ascomycota, Eurotiomycetes, Chaetothyriales, Herpotrichiellaceae. The record is from RefSeq and is a predicted model, not a curated record.
AUGCCCGAUCUUGCCCAAGCGGAAUAUAGCAUGGAGCUCUACAAUCGGCUUCAGAAGUUUUGGCUGCAAUGGUAUCUGGACGAGAAGCCUGUCUCCGUAGAAGAGAUAGUCACAGCACGAAGACUGGCACUAUGCUUCGGUAGGCGUUGGAUUCCUGUGAUCAUGAUGUGGGCUCUUGCAUGCAGAGCCCGUCCCCAGCACGAUGCAUUUGUGCAGUAUGAAUUCCGCGACACUUUCAAUGGAGAAUUCACAAUUCCAUAUCUGUUCGCGAACCCGCGAACAGGGAUCGCAUCUCCCUUAAGAGAGCUCGUGGAGUGGGAGAAAUUGACGAGGAUUGCCUUCACCACUCAAACACGUGCUGCAGCGGAGACGACCACGGCCGACUUGGGACACGGUGCGGAUGAAGAGGCAGACGACGUUGCCAGUGCAUUGCAAAAUCUGACGUUGUGA